GAGGUCCCAUGCGUCUCCAUGAAAGUCCACACAACAAGUGGAAUACGUGGCCACUUAGUUUUGAUUAUACUUCAUUUUUAUAACUUAUUUUGAACCUCUUAACAUCUCUUCGCCAUCAGCAUGUUUAUAUCUGGAAUUUCCAUCAUUUACAUUAUUUUAAUCCUCGUUAUUCUCAUUAGUCUGUUUUGUUUAGUAUUAUAUCUAACGACUGAACCAUAUCCUGAGAUACGGAGGUCCGACGAAGAGAUAUUAUUUUUUAAUUCUCAAACUGGUCAAAAGGAAAGGUUUCCUUCCCUUGAUGAAGAUUGGAGUGUACACCUUAGUAUUAUUGUACCAGCCUAUAAUGAAGAGGAACGAUUACCUCCGAUGUUGGACGAAUGUUUAGAGUACUUAGAACCUCGAAGAAAGUCUGGAUUUACGUAUGAAAUAAUUAUAGUUAGUGAUGGAAGUACAGAUGGUACAGCUUUAGUAGCACAAAAUUAUGCCGAUAAACAUGAUACAAUUAGGAUAUUAAUUUUAAAGAAGAAUAGAGGAAAAGGUGGCGCAGUGAGACUUGGUAUUGAAUGUGCAAGAGGUAGCUUACUACUAUUUGCGGAUGCCGAUGGUGCUACUAAAUUUGAAGAUUUGGAGAAAUUGGAAGAGAGUAUAAGUGAAAUGCUACAUUGUGAUUAUAAGGUAGAGCCAGAUAAGGUUGCAAGUAUGCGAGCUGUUGUAUGCGGGUCUCGGGCGCAUUUAGAAAAAGAGGCAACAGCCAAUCGAAGUGUAUUUCGAUUAAUAUUGAUGCAUGGAUUUCAUUUUCUAGUCUGGCUCUUAUGCGUGAAGAAUGUGCGAGAUACACAGUGUGGAUUUAAGCUUCUAACUCGCGAAUCUGCUAGAAUAUUAUUUCGAGCCUUACACAUAGAACGUUGGGCUUUUGACGUUGAAUUAUUGUAUAUAGCUCAAACUUUAAAAAUGCCCAUAUCCGAAAUAGCUGUAAAUUGGACAGAAAUUGAAGGAUCAAAACUUGUUCCUUUCUGGAGCUGGGUACAAAUGGGCCGGGAUUUGGGUUUAAUAUGGUUGAGAUAUCAAAUUGGAGCGUGGAAAAUUAAUGCAAAGAAAAAGUCGUAGUUUUUGAAGCAGUGAGAGAACUUGUUAUAUUGUAAUCAAUUUACUUUGUAGCUUAUUGUAAAUUAGCUACAAUUUAACUAAAAAUUGAACGCAAUAUUUCGAGUUGAUUUAAAGUCGAGAAUGCUGUCGACAGUACAUAAGAACUAAUUUUAAAUUACUUAAUGUAUCAUUUCCAAAAAUGUACAUUUAGUAAAUGGUGAAACAACCGUACACGGUACAUAUAAAAAAUCUGACUUAUGUUGAAAGACUAGUACAACAGUCUCCUAAUGAUCAGUAUCGAUGAAUAUUGUAAAAAAAAACUUUUGAUACAGCAUAUAAAGUAUAGGCUUUAUUCUUUAAAUGUAUUCUAUAAUAAAAAGAUUUAUUAAAAAUAUCUUUUUUAAAUAUUAA
This is a messenger RNA of Orussus abietinus, 1497 nucleotides long. RefSeq names its product dolichyl-phosphate beta-glucosyltransferase (gene wol). Bases 121 to 1107 code for a protein of 328 amino acids. The transcript has 5 exons. Gene Ontology annotation, cellular component: endoplasmic reticulum membrane. Lineage: Eukaryota; Metazoa; Arthropoda; Insecta; Hymenoptera; Orussidae. The record is from RefSeq and is a predicted model, not a curated record.